Molecule: messenger RNA, 2205 nt
Organism: Dreissena polymorpha
Lineage: Eukaryota; Metazoa; Mollusca; Bivalvia; Myida; Dreissenidae
Product: protein phosphatase 1 regulatory subunit 12A-like
Exons: 10
Coding region: 1-2205 (734 amino acids)
Molecular function (GO): ubiquitin protein ligase binding
Source: RefSeq, a predicted model, not a curated record
AUGUUGCCUGGCGACGAAACAACCGGAGUCUUUGGCGGCUCCGACCCGGAGGCAAUAUUCGUGUUGCAGCAUGGCCAGUUUGACUGUCUCAAGGUAAUGUUGGAGCGGUCUCAUAGACGCCAUGCGCUCGGUCCCGCGCUCGGUCCCGCCAUGUUGAACCCUCUGCUCAACGUAUGCGCGCAGCACGGACAGGCGGAGUGUUUAUACUUUCUGCUGAAUUCUGUGACACGUGAUCCACACAGCGCAGGCGUACUUCCGGGUGACGUGCGCGGUAACACUGCCGCGCAUCUGGCGGCCAAACAUGGACAUGUCCAGUGUUUACAUACUCUCGUGGCAUGUGGCUACGACGUCACAUCAGAGAACCUUCUUAAGCAGCGCCCCAUGCAUAGGGCCCAUCAGAGCAGAAGCCACGUGUGCUUUGAACACCCACUACUGCUGAACAUGUGCGCGCGCAUGUGGGCUUCAUUGCACGCGCAGACGAGACUCAACGCCAGCGCAGGCGCACAUCCGGCUGACGUGCGCGGUAACACUGCCGCGCAUCUGGCGGCAAAACUUGGACAUGUCCAGUGUUUACACAUUCUCGUGGCAUGUGGCUAUGACGUCAUUUCCGAGAACCUUCUCCAGCAGUGCCCCCUGCAUGGGGCCCAUCAGAGCAGAAGCCACGUGUGCUUUGAGUACCUACUACUGCUGAACAUGUGCGCGCGCAUGUGGGCUUUAUUGCACGCGCAGACGAGACUCAACGCCAGGGGCCAGUUGGCGGAACUGACGUCACAGAUUGAACUCAUCGAGGAUACGUUCGAUUUCUCGCCGCUCGCCGAUCUGCCCGCCACCUUGCGGAAGUUGGACGCCUCACUGUUGGAAGCGUUAUCCAGCAUCACCGAGAGGACGUCAAACGACCGUACUGACGAGGUGGCAACACAAACGUUAUGCGGGCUUUUGAAGGACAUCCACAGAGAAUACAUUUUGGAAGACUGGAACACGGACCAUUUGUACGAUAAAUAUCUUCCGAACACCGGUCUUGGCGUCCCGGGCUUCUUUGGCGUGGAUGCAACGUCAAGCUUGGCGUCAUCAAACGUGACAUCAUUUAAUGUAACAUCAUCAAACGUUGCAUCAAACACUUUUGGGACUCCAGUUGAAGCAUGUUCCACAAAAUUGGGGCAGGCAGUAGAACAAAGUGCCAAUGCAGCAAAAACGAACACAAAUUUAUCGAAGUUAUUAGAACAUUGUGAUUCAAUGCGAAAGAAACAGACUGCUGAUACUGAUUCUGGUACGUCUGAAAACUCGGCGUCAGCAGCUAAUUCAACAAAACGCGAUGCUCCCGAAGGUUGUUUGAGAAGAACGCAUAUAAAGGACCAGAAUUCAAAUAAACAAUUCACAAACAUGAACGGUACGAAAGAACACAUCGAUCCUGAAGAAGUUGAUAUAAGUAAAUUGGACAACAGUGACAAUAAAACACAGAGUGACGAAGGCAAUCCGACAGACUUACCCAAUUACCCAACGGAGAGACCUUUCACCAAGCUCCUUUCCCUGGACGAAAGAAUCGAUCUUUUGAUAGCUGGCGAAAAAAGGAAGGAGCGAGAAAUUGAUGGGAGCAUUCACGCGUCGAGCGGAAACCUUCAGUCGUCGCACUCCAUGGAUUCUCCGUCCACAUUUACGUCGGUGACAUCACACACAUCCGGGGCAUCAGACUGGUGCAACCGGCUGGCGUUAACCAGUCUGGAGUCCGCAGCGAACGAUUACGUCACCAACAACAACGUGUCACGUGACGCGACGAGUGAAACUACGUCGUACUGGUGGGAUGUGGAGGAAAUGGAAUACGCCAACGCAGACGGAAAGCUGUCAGCGCUGUACGUCGACGACAUCCGUCGGCGUGUACACGUGCAUUGUGACAACGCCGCUUCGUCCUACGACGAUCUCCGUCGACAGAGGAUCGCUAGUCACCUGAAAGCCGUCCAGCAAACUAGGUUUACAUCGGACAACUACCGCGAAAAGAUAAUUACGUCAUCAGGCGAGGUCAUGGGAGGCUUCGACACUCCGCCGGAAGUAGGACCGCAGCGCCGUGUUCGUGUCGACGUCAAUGGAGCUUUGAGAAACAGAGACCAAUCGAAACAAGCUAGGGGAAACAUGAAGCCGGGUAAACCUUGUUUAUUUACAUUGGAGGACGCCAUAGAAGCAACAUCCGAGAAGAAGACUGACUUCCGGUAA